Messenger RNA from Cotesia congregata, 477 nucleotides. Lineage: Eukaryota; Metazoa; Arthropoda; Insecta; Hymenoptera; Braconidae. The record is from the annotation of a GenBank genome assembly.
AUGAUAGGACUUGUUGUUUGUGCUUGCGCGUUAGUUAUUGCGAGUUCAGGAGUGUUAACGGAAAAUGUAACCAUUGAAACAACAGAAUUAUCAAAUUCGACUGAAAGUCAUUCGAUUAAUAAAAGAAAUGCUUUAUUAGACGCUUGGGAGGAAUUCAAAAAUUACAUGCAUUAUUUUAUUCGUGGAUGGUUCAGAAGAUCAGAUGACGCUCAAAAUUCUGACAGUGAAAUUGACGAGUGCAUUAAAAAAUGUAGUAAUGUUUCUUCGACUAAAACACGUCUUCUAAAGCGGGAAGUCUUAUCAGACUUGCUUGAAUUUCUUCAGGUGUUUUUCGGAGAUCUGUGGCAUGUAAUUAAAUUGGUACCAGAAAAAGGCCUUACGCUGCUUGAUGGAUUCUUCAAAAAUCUUUCAACUUUUCACAGACAAAACCUUCUUCGAGUUAAUGAAAUACUUAAAAUAGACACCGAUGAAGACUAA